Sorghum bicolor (sorghum) is the source of this 1979-nucleotide messenger RNA. Its product is annotated as beta-glucosidase 7. The record is from RefSeq and is a predicted model, not a curated record. Lineage: Eukaryota; Viridiplantae; Streptophyta; Magnoliopsida; Poales; Poaceae. Gene Ontology annotation, biological process: carbohydrate metabolic process. The transcript has 11 exons. The coding region runs from base 215 to 1729 and encodes 504 amino acids. Gene Ontology annotation, molecular function: beta-glucosidase activity.
UCAUUGAUGACGCGACGUGAGCACCAAUAAAUAGGGGCACGCCAGCUAGUUCGCCGGCACAGUCAGUCUAGCGCUGAAGGCCUGAAGCGCCUCUGCUACUGUGCUGCGCUGACGCGGUGACGCCGGUGGGGUGUGUGUGUGAGCGAACUGCGAGCUGCCACUGCCGCGGUCGACAGCCGGGCCGCCGGCAGCCGUGCGUGCGCGCGGAGCCGAGAUGGACGCUCGGUGGGCGGUGCUGCUCGCGCUGCUGGUCGCCAGCGGCGGCGGCGGCGGUGUCCGUGUCUGCGCCGCGGGGGCGAAGGGCGCCAACUGGCUGGGCGGGCUGAGCCGCGCGUCGUUCCCCAAGGGGUUCGUGUUCGGGACGGCGACGUCGGCGUACCAGGUCGAGGGCGCCGCGUCCACCAACGGCCGGGGACCCUCCAUCUGGGAUUCAUUCGCGCACGUCCCAGGAAAUAUUGCGGGGAAUCAAAAUGGAGACGUUGCAGUGGAUCAAUACCAUCGCUACAAGGAAGAUGUUGAUCUCAUGAAGAGUUUGAAUUUUGAUGCCUACCGGUUUUCAAUCUCGUGGUCCAGGAUCUUCCCAGAUGGCGAGGGGAAAGUCAAUCCAGAAGGUGUAGCAUAUUACAAUAAUCUGAUAAACUAUCUGCUUCAGAAAGGCAUGACUCCUUACAUCAACCUUUACCACUAUGAUCUUCCUCUUGCGCUUGAGAAGAAAUAUGGAGGGUGGUUAAGCGCUAAGAUGGCGGACCUGUUUACAGACUAUGCUGACUUCUGUUUUAAGACCUACGGUGAUCGCGUAAAGCACUGGUUUACAUUCAAUGAGCCAAGGAUAGCAGCGCUACUUGGCUAUGACGUGGGAUCAAAUCCUCCUCAAAGGUGCACCAAAUGUGCUGCUGGUGGGAAUUCAGCAACCGAACCUUAUAUUGUUGCUCAUAAUUUUCUCUUGGCACAUGCUGCUGCAGUUGCAAGAUACCGUACAAAAUAUCAGGCUGCCCAGAAGGGUAAGGUUGGAAUUGUCCUGGACUUCAACUGGUAUGAAGCUCUUACAAACUCACCUGAUGACCAAGCAGCAGCCCAAAGAGCUAGGGACUUCCACAUUGGCUGGUUUGUUGAUCCAUUGAUAAAUGGACAUUAUCCACAAAUAAUGCAAGAUCUUGUGAAAGAGAGGCUACCCAGGUUCACUCCUGAGCAAGCUAAAUUGGUCAAGGGCUCGGCAGACUACAUUGGUAUCAAUGAAUACACAUCCAGCUACAUGAAGGGACAGAAACUGCUCCAGCAGACGCCCAGUAGCUACUCUGCCGAUUGGCAGGUCCAAUAUGUUUUUGCACGCAAUGGCAAACCAAUUGGACCAAAGGCGAAUUCUAAUUGGCUUUACAUCGUCCCGACGGGGAUGUAUGGAUGUGUGAACUACCUCAAGGAGAAGUAUGGGAAUCCAACUGUCUACAUUACCGAGAAUGGAAUGGAUCAGCCUGGAAACUUGACCCGUGACCAGUACCUGCGCGAUGCCACAAGGGUGCGGUUCUACAGAAGCUACAUUGGCCAGCUGAAAAAAGCCAUAGAUCAGGGCGCAAACGUGGCUGGCUACUUCGCCUGGUCUCUCCUUGACAACUUCGAGUGGCUGUCAGGAUACUCGUCCAAGUUUGGCAUCGUCUACGUUGACUUCAAUACGCUCGAACGGCACCCCAAGGCGUCGGCCUACUGGUUCAGGGACAUGCUUCAGAAGCAUUGAGAUCUCUAGGGCCACCGAGCCUGAAGGUAGUACUAUUUUGUUCAGCUUUGCCUCGUGUUUUGGAUUGCCCAAUGGUUCAAAUCCAGCCUUGUGCUUGGCUAGCAAAAUGGGAGUAAAAGAGAGCCACUCCGAUGAAUUGUGCAUUCCGAGUUAUGGUCAGAAUGUUGUGAGUUUGUGAGUAUGUUCUCUGUGGCGUUUGAGAUGUGGUUAUUUUAUCGUGUUGAUUGAUCUUAUUUGAAAUGCUUAGUCA